This is a messenger RNA of Lithohypha guttulata, 747 nucleotides long. RefSeq lists its product as uncharacterized. Gene Ontology annotation, biological process: DNA repair; replication fork processing; kinetochore assembly. The transcript has a single exon. The record is from RefSeq and is a predicted model, not a curated record. NCBI's taxonomy places the organism in Eukaryota, Fungi, Ascomycota, Eurotiomycetes, Chaetothyriales, Trichomeriaceae. Gene Ontology annotation, molecular function: protein heterodimerization activity. The coding region runs from base 1 to 747 and encodes 248 amino acids. Gene Ontology annotation, cellular component: FANCM-MHF complex.
AUGGCUCCCACAAAGCGAGCACGACCAAGUUUCUCACCUCCACGACCUGGUAAAUCUAAAUCUGCGAAAGGCUCUGCUAGAAAGAGCACUGGAAAGGCGGUCUCGACUUCCAAACGAACGAAUGGGAUCAGUAAAUACCAGGGCGUAAAGGGUACGCGACAGGCUAUACUAGGCAGCGAUGACGAUGAGGACGACACAAUGGACGAAGAUGAAGAUGAGGACGAGGAAGAAGAAGAAGAAGAAGAAGAAGAGGAAGUGGAAACACCAAGAAAUCGCGGUCGAGGCAACAAACCUGGCGUCAGAUCUUUCAUCGACGACGCAGCCUCAGCUGAAGACGACGAAGAGGAAGACCUGGACGAAGGAGACGAAACAACAGCUACGCCAGCACCAGCACCACGACAACAAAAGCGCCAAACCACCACAAGAACACUCCCAACCAGCAGUCCCGAACCCGACACGGUCAUCGCCGAAAUCAUCACAGACCCACAAUCCACACAAUCGCCCAUUCCUGAACCUCUCGUCCAUAAAAUGCUCGAACACCAAUUCGAAAACCCUGGGAAGACGAGGGUGAGUGGAGCUGCAAGAGAUCUGGUGACGAGGUACAUUGAGGUCUUUGUGAGGGAAGCGAUUAUGAGAAGUGCGUUCGAGAGGCAGGAGCUGGAGAAAGAGAGCGGAAGUGGUGGGACAGGGUUUUUGGAGGUGGGGGAUCUGGAAAAGGCUGCUGUGCAGUUGUGUUUGGAUUUCUAA